Messenger RNA from Ambispora leptoticha, 437 nucleotides. NCBI's taxonomy places the organism in Eukaryota, Fungi, Glomeromycota, Glomeromycetes, Archaeosporales, Ambisporaceae. The record is from the annotation of a GenBank genome assembly.
UUACAUAUCAAUCCGUUCAGCAAACUGAAAGUAAAAAUAAUGACUUUAAUUCUCAGUCAAAUCCACAGAAUGAAGCUUCUACGCAAACAAUUACUGAGAAUAAUUUACCUACUUCGCGGGGAAAGCCAAAUUCUGCUAAUAUUGCACCCAGUUCCAUCACCUCUAUAAAAUAUUUUACAUCCACUUUGGCAACUUCCGCCACAUUAUUAAUUACUACCACUGAAAAUUCUUCCACGAAAGUUAUUACCACUGUUGUGGCUUCAUCUAAAGUUGUUGUUUCGUCAACUAAAGUGGUAGUUGCUGUAACAAACAGUAACUCACCUAGUAAUAAUAAUCUUAUUUCAAGUGCUGAUUCAUUUCUUCUCAUUGAUGAAAUAUUUAAAAGUAUAAUAAUGGCUUUAUUUAACUCUUUCGGCUUAAGUUUGAUUUUUAUCUGA